Molecule: messenger RNA, 1585 nt
Organism: Parus major (Great Tit)
Lineage: Eukaryota; Metazoa; Chordata; Aves; Passeriformes; Paridae
Gene: SPC25
Product: SPC25 component of NDC80 kinetochore complex
Exons: 7
Coding region: 82-786 (234 amino acids)
Biological process (GO): chromosome segregation
Cellular component (GO): Ndc80 complex
Source: RefSeq, a predicted model, not a curated record
GCUCAGCCAAUCAGCGGCGCGCUUGCUGCGGGGCGGGCGGGAGCGGCCGUUUGUGGCGGGAAGUGGUGUUGGUACAGAGCUAUGGGUAAUGCAGCGGCGGAAGAUGAAUUAACGCUCUUUGAAAACGAUAUUAAAGAGUUUUGGAUCCAGUUUAAAAUCAGUUAUGGAGCUGAACAGAACAAUCAGACUUCAGCGCUGAGAGAUUUGUGCAAGGAGACUAUAGAAGCUCUUUCAGAGAAAUGGUCCAAGAAGCUGAAAGAAGAGGACCUGAUGAUUGACAAAAUUCAGGAGUAUAACAAUGAGAUUCUCCAGCAGAGUAAAUACUUAGCAGAAAAGGAAGAGCAGUUGACAGAAAUAAAAUCGAAGCUAAAUGAAGAAGAAGAGCAGCAGAAAAACUUGAAUGACAGCAUCCAAGAACUUAAAGAAGAGUUGAUGAAGAAAAUGGAAAUAAAAUCUUCUAAAAAUAAAGCUGCCAAGGAGAAAGCAGAACAAGUGAACAAGAUUAAAACAUUGUUUAAAGAGCAUCUUGGAUUGGAGAUGCGUAGAAUUCACGAUGAGCAAUUACAGUUUAUAUUCAGACACAUUGACCACAAAGAUCCUAACAAGCCAUAUGUGUGUACCCUUUCCAUAAAUGAACAAGGGGACUAUGAAGUGACUUCCUGUACUCCUCCUCUGGACUGCAUUGCAGAGUUACAGCUCAAACUGAGAGAAACUAACAAUUUUUCUGCAUUUGUUGCCAACAUCAGAAAAGCUUUCACUGCUUUAUCAUAUAAACAGUCUGCAUGAAACCAGUCUGUACCUCUUUCUGUCUGUAGAGCAGUCUUCUUUCCUUCCUGUUGCUGAAAUGGUGUAUUUAUCUGUGUCUGACUCUUAAUUUCUAAAUAAAGAUAAUGAAAGCAUUAUUUUAGUUUACUGUUAUCUACACACACUUUGGAUCAUUCUUCAAACAACAGUAUCACCAACUACUGCCUUAACUGAAUGUCUCUGGACUUGUAAAUUUUGAUCCAUUCCAUGCAUUAUGAUAAUGCAUGAUAAUGAUCUAAUAAUAAUGAUAAUGAUAUAAUGAUUUGUAUUUAGCUACCCCAGGGAGAUAAUCAAAAUAAAGUACCUUCUCUAGUUUGUGUAUAUUUUCCAAAAGCAUUGAUGUGUCUUUCAGAUUUCUGUGUGGUUGAAAUAGGCCUGAAACUCAUUGAAAAAAAGUUUGCUUUCAGUUACUUGUGUCAUAGGUCAUUGUCUUGAUUUUUAUCCUAACUUGUACUCUACAGUAUUAGCAUUUCUAUUCAUGCAUCUAAAUGGUUGUUUUUCUUCUGGUCUGUUAAACUUUGUCAUUGGAAAUCUUUUGACAUAGCAAAGCUUGAACUAUAAUGUAUUAAAGUAUGAAAUACAGUGGUGACAAAUAAAUCAUGUCUAUAUUUUGCAUCUUACCAAGAAGACUAUCACAGUGCUCAGCUUUGAUUUAAAAUAUUUUUCUGUCUCAUAAAGUGUUUUUAUUUUUACAGAAUAUUUAAAAGGACUGCUGCAACAAGAAAGAAAAUGCUUCAUUUGAUAAUAUACCACAGUUCAAAUAAAGUCUUGACUAAGUUCA